GCAGGCAGUCCAAAACAAAAAUAAUGUUAUGGCGAGGAGUUGCUCUGAACAGGAAAUAUUGGCAUGCCUGUCUAAGCAUUUCAAACAUGACUCCUUUAAGAGUGAGCUGCAAAGGAGAGCUGUGCUGGCCGUGGUGCAGGAUGUUAAAGGCUGCUGCAGUUCAUAUAAGUGUUCGAUGUACUGUAUACAAGGUAUACCAUCAGUUACUAAUUUCCCAGUCAGAAAUCAGGGAUCAAGCAAUACUCAAGGAAGCUUGGCUCCCAGGAUGUGUUUGUGUCCAUGCCCACGGGCUCAGGAAAGUCUUUGUGUUACCAGUUGCCAGCAGUGUUGGCAGAGGGGAAGGUGGCCAUUGUGGUGUCUCCUCUCAUUGCCCUCAUUAAGGAUCAGAUGGAACACCUUCAGAAGUAUCACAUUGUUGCUGAAUCCUUAAACUCCAAGAUGACAACCAAGGAACGCAGCAGAGUACUGGCAGACCUGAACUGUGUCAACCCUUCCACCCGUCUGUUGUACAUUACGCCUGAGCAAGCUGCCACCACAUUCUUCCAGAACUUACUACAGCAGCUACACAGAUUCAACAAACUCUCAUAUUUUGUGGUGGACGAAGCUCACUGUGUCAGUCAGUGGGGCCACGACUUCCGGCCUGACUUCUUGAAAUUGGGAUUCCUGAAGAGCAAGAUCCCAAGAGUUCGGUGGAUUGCCUUGACUGCCACAGCCACAGCAAGGGUUGUUGAGGACAUCUUUGCCCAGCUCAAACUAAAGAAACCAAUUGCUAAAUUCAAAGCAUCAUGCUUCCGGGCAAAUCUGUAUUAUGAUGUGCGAUUCAAGGACGCCUUGGAGGACCCUUUUGAGGAGCUGCGGGACUUUGUGCUGGAGGCACUUGGGCAGAACUGGGAGGAGAACAGAACAGUAAAAUCUGGGUGUGGAAUCAUUUACUGUCGGACAAGGGCUGGCACUAUAGAGGUAGCACAGCAGCUGUCAGCCAAGGGCAUCCCCACCAAGCCCUAUCAUGCCGGUCUGAAGGCAAAGGAACGCUCACAGGUCCAGGAGGACUGGAUGGAUGGCAUUGUGCCUGUCAUCACUGCCACUGUGUCCUUUGGUAUGGGUGUUGACAAGGCCUCCGUCAGGUUUGUGGUGCACUGGAGUGUCCCUCAGUCCAUGGCUGGGUACUACCAGGAGUCUGGGAGGGCCGGGCGUGAUGGCAAGCGGUCCAGGUGCAGGAUAUAUUACAGCAAGCGAGAGAGAGAUACAGUGUUCUUCCUGCUGCGCCAGGAUGAGAAAAAAGGGAAAGUGUAUGGCAAGGUCAAGAAGGAGGAGCAAGCUAAGGCAGCCAUCAAGAGCUUUGAACAAAUAGUCAAGUUCUGUGAAGUGCCAAUGUGCCGACAUCUGGCCUUCACUCAGCACUUUGGAGACGACAAGCCAGACUGCAAGAAGAACUGUGACUACUGUACCAAUCGCAAGGUGGUGGAGAAGCGUGUGGAGCAGUGGAAUGUAGCUCUGGUCCGCAAGGAGUCAUACAGGUUUGCUCCAGUGGCGGCUUUUGAAAGUGACUUUGAUGAUGGCAGCCUGUAUGGGGGAGGCAGGAGAGGACUGAAGAGAGAGCAGAAUGAGUAUGACCAGGAUGGUGAUGGAGAUGACAGGGUGAGGGAGGCACAGCAGCAGGAGAAGAAGGACAGAAUAGCAUUAAUCAAGGAGCAGUUUGCAUUGCGUCGAGGGAAGAGCAGCAGGGCCUCCUCGUCUUUCUCAUCUGCCUCGUCAUCCUCCUCAUCAGCAAAGAGCAGACUCAAGGAGCAGCGAGAGAAAGAGCGAGCAGAGAAAGAAGAGAAGGACAGAGCUGACAGGUCAAAGCUCAUCAGUGCUCAGUUCACAUCCAAAAUUGUUGGCCUUAACAUUGCAACCCGAGAGAGUUACCUCCAGCUGGUUUCUCAGGCUCUGUCUAAGAACUAUGAGGUGUGCUGGCAGCCUGGUGCAGGGAGGAGCCACCUGAAGGAGUGUGACAUCGAGGACGUGGCCACCAAGAUGGAAUACCAAGUGUUCACUUCCACCAAUGUCAUGAUGAUGUACCGCAAGGGCAUGAUGUCUCUGAUGAUGAGCCUCAGGAAGGACACUGGAGAGACAAAGUUACGGCAAGAGCUGGCAGAACACCAGCCUCAACUGAGCCUUGGGCAAUUGGCCAAACAGAUUGAGAACAACAUCAAAGACAGGAAGGCAAAUGAGAACUUGGGCUUCAAGACAGCAAGUGAUGUGCUCAAGAAUAAUAAGAGCAAAGAGGAAAGCAAGCCAUCAUUCCCACCAAGGCUGUCCUCAAGGAAAGGUUUUCCCCUCAAGCGUUCCCCCACACGGCAGACUUCUCUCACCUCUUAUUUUUCAAAAGAUGCCACAAAGUCAAAUGCUACUGUCAGCAGUCAUCAGAUGUCAGAGAGUGAGUCUGAUAAUGAAAUGGUUGAUGGAAAUGUCAAGGAAAAUGGAACAGUGGAUGAACAUAGAGAUGAUGAUGUGAUGGAGACAGUAGAAGAUGACAAUGUUGUCUGCAGUGAUAGUAAUUAUGACUCUGAGGGAAACCAAGAAUUUGACAUGGAAGAGUAUUCAUUAUCAGAUCUAGAGGAAGAGGAGAGAACGAAAGAAGAGGGAGAGAGAGAGGAGGACGGAGAAAAAGAGAAGGUGGAAGAGGAUAUUGCCCAGGAGGCAUCAUCUUCAAACACAGAUAUAGUCAGUACCAUCUUGGACAGUGAGUAUAAAUUUGAAGGACAAAGUAAAUACAUUAAAGAAGAAGAAUCCAUGCAAACUUAUGACACUACUGUGGAGAGUGAAAGUAAUUAUAAAACUGAAAUAAAAAGUGAAAGAGAGGAUGGCACACCAUCUAUGAAGGAUGACAUAAAGCAGGAAGCCAUGGACAGUGAAGACCUAUUCUCAGAAACUGAACCAAAUAAUGUGCUCAGCUCCAAUGAGUAUAAUUUUGGAGGAAAGAAAGUUGUUAAGGAAGAAAAGUUUUCCAUGGAAGACAGUAAAUUUAAAGCUGAGGGAAAGAAAGAGAUUAAGGAUGAGGAAAUGUGUGUGGGAGGUGAGGAGAGUGAGGUGAAUGGAAGGGAAUACAAAGGUAUGGAGAGCUUGAAGGAGAAAUCAAGAGGUACUGACCACAAGGAAAUUGAACCUGUAUUAGGCAUGAAGAACUCAGAGUUAUCUCACGAUACUGACCAAAAUAACUGUCGGGACCAGGAGGAGAAGAGCAAGAAAAUAGACAAAAAACGGAGAAGAUCUAGCAGCACCAGACUACAGAUUAUUGACCUCUUUGAGUCCUGUGACGAUUUUGUUGAACCAGUGAUUAAGAAAAGUAAAGUAUCAGACAGUAAAUCCAGUGUAAAACCUGACCAAAAGACUGCAAAUAAGAUUCACUGUGAGGCAAACCAACACAAGGAAUCAAACAGCAGUAGUAGAGGUGAAAAAUAUCGAAGAGAUAAAAGUGGAAGUGAACCUUGCACUGAAAAAUCACCCAGUAGUGUACGCUCACAUAACACUGCUGAUGUCAGGCUACAUUCUCAGCACACCUCCAAAGAGUCUGAAAAAAAGGACAAGAAAUACAAUUGGGACUCUGAGAGGAAUGGAAAAAGUUCAGGAAAAUCCCACGUAGACUCUAGAAGGGAAAGAAAACAUCCUAGUUACUCAACAAAGAGUUCCGACAAAUGUACGGAGGUCAGGGAAGCUUCAAAACACAGUGAUAGGAAGAGUGAUAAAGACAGAGAAAUUAGAUCAAGUGAUAAAGGUAGGGAGAUGAAAAGUAGUAAUAGUAAAAGUAGUAGGAAUUCCUCAUGCAAGCUAAACCAAAGUGCUGUUGAAUCCAAAAGUUCCUCUGGAUCAGCAGUAAAACAAACAGAAACAGUUCCUUCUCAUGGUACCAAAAAGGCUUGUGAGGGGCCUGAAGAUUCUGCCAAGGCAUCUGCAAACUCAACCCUCAGAGGGAUGAACACCUCAGCCCAGCCAGAAGCAGCAAGGGAGGAGAAGCCAGCACACAGAGGAGCCAGUGCAGGGAAGGAGAAGCAACAGGUGGCAGAUUGGGUGGUGAAGUACUUAAUGCCUCACUACAGGAGCAGUGCCAUCCAGGACAAGGCUGUGUUCAAGGCGCUGGCCAGGCACUUGUCACAUAAAGUGGUACUUCAUGCUCAAACCAAAGGUGAGGAGGACGUGAAGCAGUACGUUGAGCACAUCUUUACCAAAAGGAGAAAAAUCACAUCGGAGGCUGACGUGGCACUGCUGUGAGGCUGGACCGCCACCAUCACCACCAGCACCACUACCACCACUGCUGCUGUAUCCUACUGGAGCUGACAUGGGACAUGCCCUCAGCAGGACUGGUAUUGGUGUAGGUAAUCCAGGUAAUUGGUGAGCUGCCUGUCACUUUCACUACCUGGCAUUGGGAGUUAAUUAGCAUCUUUCUUCUUUUCUUUUCUUUAAGGCCCUAAGUAUUGAUAUGUCUGUUAUUUUCAGACAUCAGAUGGAGAAGUUAUUUAUCUCUGCAUUCUAAACUGUUGUCAUUAUAUAAGAAUUUCAUAUUAUAUUAGUUUAGCAUACUUGUGCAGAUGUAAAUGAAAACUAUUUCAGCAUUCCAUAUCAUGAUGUGACUAGAAUUUUGAUGUGGUGUCUAUUUUUGAACCAUGAAAGUGUCUGCAGUGGAUUUAUAGAGGCACCUGUGAUGCACUGUAAAUAUUUUUGGUUGUGAGCAGCAGUGUGGUGAGUCAAGUGGUGGCAGGGGCAGCCUUGGCUCAGGUGAAGCCUACUGAUCACCAUCCUUCUUCCCACUGAAGGGAGAUAUACAGCAGCCUUUUUUUGUAAAACUUACCUCAUGAAUCUGUUACUUCUUAUGGACUGUUUUACUCUAAGUUAUUUAGUCUCCUUACUAUUCAUCAUUUCCUUAUUACACUCACCAUUACAGUCAUUAUUUUCAGUUAACAUCCAUCUAUGAAGUCAUUGCAUUCUUACCAUUCAGGAACCAGACAUUAAUUCAUUCAUGAUCACACAUCUUGGUCUUCAUUUAUCGUCUCCACAUUGCAACCUCCAGGACAUCCUCAGCUCAGUCUUCACAAACCACUAUACUUACUUCCACAAAUGGCGGUGCUACAGUUUGCAGUCUUCCAGAAGAUACUAGACCGUGGUAGUUAUGCAGAAGUGAGGAGGAAGGGGGCGGGGAAGGGCAGAGCAGGCAGGGGCAGGGAUCGGGGAAUGACAGCUUGGGUCCGACUUUGUGGCAUACAGCAGCGUGACCUGCGGCGCCAAGGUCACUGACCCUGGCACACAGACUUAAUAGGCCACUGAGGUGACCAAAUUGUGAAUAAACCAGCGAGGUGUCCAGAUCAUCAUCAUCAUCAUUUUGUCUCGGGGUUCUUAUUUUCUCAAAUGCGGUUACAAAGCCGAAAAAAAGUCUUUGGCACAUUUUGCGGUGAUGUUCUUUUCUGUGGUGUUCAUCCUUCUUAUGUCUUCCUUCACACUCAUUAAUACACUGGACUGAAGUUAACACAUUCCACUUGUUCACUUGUAUGGUAUUACUAAUGUAUACUUGGUGCACAUUCUCUUCUCGCGUGCACUCUGUUGGGUAGACCUGAGAUGUACAGAUAUUUAUACACGUGUCUUGGAAAUGCGUUUUAGACAGCUAAAUAAAGGUGUUUUUUGUAA
Molecule: messenger RNA, 5658 nt
Organism: Scylla paramamosain (green mud crab)
Lineage: Eukaryota; Metazoa; Arthropoda; Malacostraca; Decapoda; Portunidae
Product: ATP-dependent DNA helicase Q5-like
Exons: 15
Coding region: 280-4251 (1323 amino acids)
Biological process (GO): double-strand break repair via homologous recombination
Cellular component (GO): nucleus; chromosome; cytoplasm
Molecular function (GO): 3'-5' DNA helicase activity; ATP binding; nucleic acid binding
Source: RefSeq, a predicted model, not a curated record